Prorocentrum cordatum is the source of this 856-nucleotide messenger RNA. The record is from the annotation of a GenBank genome assembly. NCBI's taxonomy places the organism in Eukaryota, Dinophyceae, Prorocentrales, Prorocentraceae.
GCGCAGUGAUUGGCGACUUCAUCGGCAAAGCAUGCGAGGCCUACGACAUCGAACGCGACCUUCAAGGAUCAGAAGGACAUACCAAAACUGGCUUGGCUGAAAGGCGGCUCGGCCUCAUCAAGCUCGCGGCUCUCAAGCUCUACUCGCAGGUGCAGAAGCAGGGCAUUCGUAAGAGCCAAGAUGAUUGCGUACUUGAGGCGAGUUUGUGCUCCAACUCGGUUCUGGUCUAUGGGAGUUCGACGCCGAAUCAGGCCCUCUUGGGCUACGAGCCUCGCGAUUUCUACCAUCACGACAACACGGCGAUCUCGGCGACGAGCGAUGCGAAGGCUGGACUUCCGGACUCGAUCGAGUCCCAGAUCCGCCUCAGGCUGCACGCGAAGGAGGCCAUCAUCCAGGCAGUCAUAGAGCACCGCAUCGCGGAAGCGGCGAACACCAAGCCGCAGCAGCAUGCGCCGGAGACACUCAAGCAGAUCGAGGAGCCAGAGGCGAAGGUGGAUCUCUGGAGGGAACCAACCUCCAAGAUCAGCACCGCGACCAGCGACACCAGCAAGCAGCUCAUCGCCUCACUUAUGGACCAAGUCGAGGACCAUGUUCUUGGACAGGUCUACACUUACGGCAGACAGUGGGACCAGAAGGCGCAGCAGUACAUCAACGUACCCGAGGACCUGGAGGAGCGACCUCCUCGUAUUCUGGCAGACGCUCGUCAGGCAGCUCAAGACCUACUCAACUUGAGCAUCGAUGGAGUUCAGUUCGGUUACGGCGUGAGGCACACCGAGCCGCUGAUCAAUGUGGAUUACGGGCGCCUUAUGCAGUGGACACAGCAGCUGCGGGAUCAAUACACGAUUGCUGAUAUCAG